AUGUCUUUCUUCAAGUCUCUCCUUCUCGCCACAGUCGCUGCUACGUCAGCCGUCGCCUACACUGGUGACAUGACCUACUUCAACCAAGGUCUGGGUUCUUGCGGUCAGGUCAAGACCGAUGCGGACGCCGUCGUUGCGCUCUCUGCCGCGGAUUACGGUGAAUGGGCCAACCCAAACCAAGCAACAGUCUGUGGCAAGUGGAUCAAGAUCACAGCAAAUGGCAAGACCGUCCGCGCCCAGGUCUGGGAUAAGUGCCCCGGUGGCGAGUGUGUAUCAGGCGGCAUCGACGUCUCCCCAAGCGUCUUCACCCAGAUUGCAGACCUUUCCGUUGGCCGUCUCACAGUCUCUUGGGAGUUUGAGGAAGGCUCCGGCGGUGGUUCACCCGAUCCCACCACUGUCGUCCCGGCCCCAACCAGCGAGGCUCCUGCGCCUACAAGCGAGGCUCCCGUGCCUACUACCACCAGCGAGGUCAUCGUCCCUACCACCACCAGCGAGGUUAUCAUCCCUACCACCACCAGCGAGGUGAUCGUUCCCACUACCACCAGUGAGGUCGUCGUGCCCAGCUCUACCAGCGAGGUUGUCGUGCCUUCUUCCAGCUCUUCCAGCACCAUCAUUGCUGCUCCCACCACCUUCUCAACCCGCGUGAGGCCUUCCACCACCAGCCAGGCUGCCCCAAGCACCACCUCUCUCCCCGGCCAAGUGCUGGUCGAGACCAACAGGGUCAAGGUCGUUGUCGUGACCCACUGGGUGACUGCCACCGUCACUGACGGUGCUAUCCCCACCUCUUCUUCUUCUUAA
Clonostachys rhizophaga is the source of this 798-nucleotide messenger RNA. The record is from the annotation of a GenBank genome assembly. NCBI's taxonomy places the organism in Eukaryota, Fungi, Ascomycota, Sordariomycetes, Hypocreales, Bionectriaceae.